Messenger RNA from Dermochelys coriacea (leatherback sea turtle), 2839 nucleotides. RefSeq names its product bombesin receptor subtype 3 (gene BRS3). Gene Ontology annotation, cellular component: membrane. The transcript has 3 exons. The record is from RefSeq and is a predicted model, not a curated record. Gene Ontology annotation, molecular function: G protein-coupled peptide receptor activity. Lineage: Eukaryota; Metazoa; Chordata; Testudines; Dermochelyidae. The coding region runs from base 340 to 1521 and encodes 393 amino acids. Gene Ontology annotation, biological process: G protein-coupled receptor signaling pathway.
CAAAUACCUCAAUGAGAAAAAAAAAAGACUGCAGAACAUACCUUCAAGAACCCAUUUUCCUCUCUUUUCCUCCUCCCUCCCCAUUUUCAGUGGCUGAAAAGCCAAUCAAAGAAUUCUCCACCUCCCACACAAUUCAGUACUGGAUCUGGGUGCAUUAUCCCAAUCAUACUUUGGGACUUACGAGUGGCGAAAGAAAUUAGUUAACGCACUAAGGAAUCUUAAUUUCAAACAUAAUUCUAUACCUUUUAAAUGGUCUAUCUUGCCGACAUGCUACAAGUUGAGAAUUAAACAUUUCUCAUCAAUUUCAACUCAGCCUGGAUAGAAGACACAUUUAAAGAGAUGUCUCUAGCACACUGGCAUUCAGCUAAUCAGACUUCACACACGUCGGUCAAUAUUACAGAACAACUGAGAUCCAUCACCGACAACGAUAUUGUAGAUCAAGGACGGACUGAAGACUCCUUUCCAGGAUUAGAAAUACUGUGCACAAUUUAUGUUACAUAUGCUGUAAUCAUUUCAGUGGGUCUCCUCGGAAAUGCUAUACUCAUCAAAGUCUUUUUCAAGAUUAAAUCAAUGCAGACAGUUCCAAACAUUUUCAUAACGAGCUUGGCUUUUGGAGACCUGCUUCUUUUGUUAACCUGUGUGCCAGUAGAUGCAACACGCUAUAUUGUGGAUACGUGGCUCUUUGGAAGAAUUGGUUGCAAGCUGUUAUCUUUUAUUCAGCUAACUUCAGUUGGAGUAUCAGUGUUCACUUUAACUGUUCUCAGUGCUGACAGGUACAGAGCUAUUGUUAAGCCCUUGGAACUGCAAACAUCAGAUGCAGUUCUGAAGACCUGCUGUAAAGCUGGCUGUGUGUGGAUUGUCUCCAUGAUAUUAGCAAUCCCAGAAGCUGUAUUUUCGGAUUUAUAUUCAUUCAGCAAUCCUGAAAAAAAUGUAUCUUUUGAAGCAUGUGCCCCUUAUCCUGUAUCUGAGAAGAUACUGCAAGAAGCUCACUCUCUAGUUUGCUUUUUGGUGUUCUAUAUUAUACCGCUAGCUGUCAUUUCUGUCUAUUAUUUUCUUAUUGCCAAAACAUUGUACAAAAGUACAUUCAACAUGCCAGCUGAAGAACAUGGUCAUGCCCGUAAACAGAUUGAAUCCCGAAAGAGAGUGGCAAAAACAGUGCUGGUGCUAGUUGGUUUGUUUGCCCUCUGCUGGCUGCCUAACCACAUUCUCUAUUUGUAUCGAUCUUUCACCUACCACUCUUCUGUAGAUGCCUCUGCCUUUCAUCUUAUAGUCACUAUUUUCUCCCGGGCUUUGGCCUUCAGCAAUUCCUGUAUCAAUCCCUUUGCUCUUUAUUGGCUGAGUAAAAGUUUCCGGCAACAUUUUAAAAAGCAAAUCUUGUGUUGCAAGGCGAGGCUUCCUACACGGCCUCCCAGCAACACACCUACCAGAGCUUUGUCAGCCACAGGCAGCACAAAUGGCUCAGAAAUCAGUGUUACUUUGCUAACAGAUUAUAGUGUCACAAAAGAAGAGGAGAGUGUUUAGUUCUUCGAACAUGGAGAAGAACCAACAUCAUGUAUUUCCCAAGAUUCUAAUGCACCAGGACCCUGCUAGGAGCUGCAAGUAAACAAAAGAAUGCAUCCUUUAUACAGUCUGUGAAAGCAUCUUCAGCAGGACCUCUUAACAUCUUCAAUUAUACAAUGGAGAAAUCACACCAAUGUGUGUGGGGAAAAGAAGAAAUACAAUUAUUGUAAGCUCAGUCAAUAGGGUAGUGCCUAUUCCCUGGGAAUGCUAUGCAUCCUUUCCAAAUGCCUGAGGUUUCUGCACCAAGCUGACAAAGUUAAGAUCAGUUAAACAAAGUUAAACUCACUUGAGCUGCAGGACUAUUUUUGUCCUGGCUCUGUGUUCAGAGAAUUAGAAUUGCUGUUAUACUCUUGGCCACAGAGUAGUGACAACGAGCGCUGCCUUUUGUUGAGUAUUUAUGUUGUCUUUGAUGUUUUUUAAAAUGGUAGCAGCUUUCCACAGAAUGACAAACCAGAGAGGCUUCUUAUUUUGUCACUUUCCUUGCACCAAAUAUUAAUGGUCAAAACUUUGGAGUGAAAGUUUAGGGGGAGGUUACUAUUUUUCAUAAACUGAAAUUAAACCAUGCUGAAAGUGGUAGCACAAUGCUGAGACAGCACUAAGCCGUGGUCUACACUACAAACGUAUGUCAGUAUAACUGUGUUGCUCAGGGGAGUGGAAAAUCCACCUCCCUAAGUGACGCAGUUAUACCAACCUAGCUCCAAGUAUAGACAGUGCUAUGACGGCAUGAGGGCUUCUCCUGUUGACAUAGCUACCGCCUCUCAGGGAGGCUGAGUACCUAUGCCAACUGCAGAAACUCUCCCAUCGGCAUAGGUAGCAUUGUCACUACCGUGCUACAGUGGCAUAGCUGCAGCACUGUAAGUGUAAACAAGCCCUAAGAGUCAGAAGCUUUAGAUCCUAUUCCAUAGUCUGCCAUUGACUUGCUUUGUGACUCUGGAAAAGUUACUUACUGUAUGGCCUGAUUUUAAGAGGUCUGAGCUUCUAUGCUCCUAAUUAAGUCAGUGGGAGCAGCAGGCACUCACAUCUGUUAAAUAGGGAUAAUCAUACUUACCCACCUUUGCAAAGUACUUUGAGAUCUAUAGAUAAAAAAAAAUCCUAUAAAAGGACUAAAAGUGGUAUUAUUUAGCAUUAUAUUGAUCAAGGGAGGAAAAAUCAAUCUACUCAAUAGUCAGAAAGAGCUAGAAUAAGUGCUGGGAGUUAGUUUACUUUAUAGCAGUGGUUUUCAACCUUUUUUUCUGGCAACCCAGUUGAAGAAAAUUGUUGAUGCCCCUAACUCAAUGGA